Messenger RNA from Capronia coronata CBS 617.96, 1794 nucleotides. RefSeq lists its product as uncharacterized. The transcript has 3 exons. NCBI's taxonomy places the organism in Eukaryota, Fungi, Ascomycota, Eurotiomycetes, Chaetothyriales, Herpotrichiellaceae. The record is from RefSeq and is a predicted model, not a curated record. Gene Ontology annotation, molecular function: dipeptidyl-peptidase activity. The coding region runs from base 1 to 1794 and encodes 597 amino acids.
AUGCCGAACCAAAUCCGCGACAUCGCGACCGUCGACCAUGACAGCUUUCCCUACGUCUUCGAAAAGAAUGUCACGAUCCCCUUGAAGAGCAGUUCCGGGGUGGUGAGGGCCAAUGUGUACCGGCCCAAGGACUCGUCCAGUAGCCCCGUGCCAGUUCUGGUGACCUAUGGGCCUUACGGCAAGGACAUUUACUACGGCGAUUUCCACGCCCAAUCAUUCUCCGAGGUCAACCCGGAACAGAAGUCGGCGCAUUCGGCAUGGGAGACACCGGAUCCCGGCUACUGGACGUCGGUCGGGUAUGCGGUGUUGCGAGUGGACGAACGGGGCCUGGGCCAGUCGCCGGGCCUGCUGGACACCAUGUCCAAGUCGACGAGCGAGGCGUUCUUCGACGCGGUGGAAUGGGCGGCCUCCCAGUCCUGGUCGUCCGGCAAGGUCGGGCUCCUGGGCAUCUCGUACUACGCCGGCAGCCAGUGGAGGGUGGCGGCGCUGCAGCCCAAGGGUCUGAGCGCGAUCAUCCCCUGGGAAGGCAUGUCGGACUAUUACCGCGACCGGUGCCGGCACGGCGGGAUCCUGUCGGACGCGUUCAUCCGCUUCUGGUGGAACCGCCAGGUGGUCACGAACCAGUACGGGAGGCCGGAUCGGGCGCAACGCAAGUGGGGAGAAAACACGAUCGAAGGGGACCUAGACGACGAGGAACUCGCGGCGAACCGCAACGACCAGAACGUCGACAACGCCCGCAACUUCUUCCGCGACGACGACUACUAUGCCUCCAAGGAGUACAAUCUGGACGACGUCAAGGUGCCGCUGCUGUCGGUGGCCAACUGGGGCGGGAUCCUGCUGCACCUGCGCGGCAACGUGCUGGGCUACACCUAUGCCGGCUCGCGGCUGAAGUACCUCCGCUUCAUCACCGGCCGCCACGACCUGCCCUUCUACUACCCGGAGGAGGUGGCGCUGCAGAAGAGUUUCCUGGAUGCAUUCCUCAAGGGCGACGACCGUGACGGCUGGUCCACGGGCACGGCGCCCAAAGUCAGCGUCGUGCUGCGCAAGGGCAACGUCGGCUUCAACGACGCCGCCGCCGAACGCACCUACAGCCGCCGCGACGAGGCCGAAUGGCCCAUCGCCCGCACCCAAUACGUCCCGUACCAUCUGACGCCCGACAAGCAGCUGACCACGGAGAAGCCCAGUCUGAGCCACACCUCCAAGCUGUCGUACCAUGCGUUGGGCACGCUCGAGAAGCCCGAGCUGGUGCAGUUCUCCACCGCGCCGUUCAAAGAGCCCACCGAGAUCACCGGCCACAUCGUCGCCAGACUGAGCGUCUCGAUGAAUCCGUAUAUCGGCAGCGACAGCUCUGCCUUGACCAAGGACAUCGACCUGUUCUUGACCCUGCGCCACUUCACCGCCGACGGAGACGAAGUCUUCUACACGGGCACCGCUGGCGAUCCAGUUCCUCUGUGCAAGGGCUGGUUGAGAGUGAGUCUGCGCAAGGUCAACCCCGCGCACCGACGACACAAGCCCUAUCUCCCACACCGAGACUAUUUCAAGUGCGACGUCUUGCCUGUCUUGCCCGGCGAGGUCUACCCGGUCGACGUCGAGAUUUGGCCCACUAACGUCGUCGUGGACGAAGGAAGCCGACUGGUGCUUGAAGUCGCGUCCGGAGACACUCAGGGCUCCGGCAUCUUCACCCACGGAGGAGAAAAUGACAGGACCAAGCAGCGCUUGGCGGGCAUGAACCAUAUCAAUUUCGGACCCGUCUACGACAACUAUGUCACCCUACCCGUGAUCCCGCCCAAAUGA